ACCGUUUUAGUCAUUUCACAAUUCAUAUUCCCCUUGUAAGUUGUAACAGACACACUAUUCAACACUCCCCUUUUUUGUUUCGGCUCACACUGUUAUUCCACACGGUGAUCGUGUUUUCUCCUCCGUCGUUUCCCGUCGAGCUACGGAUAUCUCCUUCAGAUGACUACCAGCGGAGGCAGUAGAGGCGACAGCAACGAGUCUUCACAGAAGGGUACAACCAUGGCUGUCUCUCCUAACUCUGACGUUGACCAAUUGAACCAGGGUUUUGUAGAUAUGAGCCUGAAUUCCAACCAAGACAACAGUUGGGACCUCUUUUUGGGAAACAAAAAUGGAGAUGGAGGUGGUUGGCGUUCAUGGGUUCAACCUGAUACCAAGAAAACUGAUGAAUCAGCUAACAAUCAAAUUUCUGGGGAUUACAUUUAUGUAUCUGAAGAUGAACUUUUAAGUGAUGAUUAUGAUUCAGACGACAGUCAAGAGAGCCAUGACACCCGUAAAAAGAACCCAUGGUUUUCUGAAUUCUUUGGAAUUUUAGAUGAUCUGACACCUCAGCAAAUCAACGAGCCAGUUAGACAAUGGCAUUGUCCAGCUUGUCAGAAUGGCCCUUGUUCUAUAAAGUGGUAUCGAGGUAUGAAAUCAUUUCUCACACAUAUCAAAACCAAAGGGACACGAAGGCCAAAGCUUCAUAGAGAUCUUGCUAAACUUUUGGAUGAAGAACUUUGUAGAAGAGGGGCUAUGGUGAUUCAAAGUGGUGAGUCUUAUGGAAAAUGGAAAGGACUUGAUAAAGAUGUUAAAGAUCAUGAAAUUGUCUGGCCUCCAAUGGUGAUUGUCAUGAAUACACAGCUUCAACAAGAUGAAAAUGAAAAGUGGAUUGGAAUUGGAACUCAAGAGCUUCUUAGUUACUUUGAUUCAUAUGAAGCUGUGAGAGCCCGAAGCUCAUUUGGGCCUGAAGGGCAUAGAGGGAUGAGUGUGUUGAUAUUUGACACGUCAGCAGUUGGGUAUCUUGAGGCUGAGCGUUUAAGCAAGGAGUUUGAACAUGAAGGCUUAGGUAGAGAUGCGUGGGAUCAUUACCCAAAUGUUUUCCAUCUUGAGGGUAAUAAGAGGCAAUUAUACGGUUUCAUGGCUACAAAAGAAGACUUGGAAAUCUUUAACCAAUACUCACAUGCAAAAUUAAAGAUGAAGUUUGAGUUGGUUUCGUAUCAAGAGAAGGUUGUGAAAAGGUUGAAGCAAAUGAAUGAGGAUAGCCAACAGUUGCAUUGGUAUAAGAAAAAAGUAGCCAAACAAGAGAUAAGUUUAAAAGCACUUGAAGAAAGCUUCUGGAUAGUGUCUCAAAAGCUGAAAAAACUUGAAGAAGAAAGCCGCAUUGUGAGAGAAAGAACACAACUUUACCAUGAACAAAACAAAGAAGAGAUGGACUUCCAAGAAAAGUUUUUUAAGGACCAACUGAAAGUGAUUCAAGAUGCGCGAAAUGCAUACAAAAAGGAAGAAAGCAAGAGGAUUGAGAAAUCUUGUGUAGAUGAAAGGAAGGAGAAGGUUGAAAGUUGAAAAGAAAUGAAGGGAAAAGUUGAUGAAGUUGCAUGAAGAAGAGAUGAUGGAAAUGAAGAGUAAGCUAGUUGAUUAAUACUACUAGGUCCUAAUUAAUGUUUAAAAAAUACUUUAGUGUCGUUUUAAACCUUCUAAUGGUUAUAGUUUUGUGGAGGUGGUUAUGUAAGUAUUUUGAUUUUAGGGUUUAAUAUGUAAAACUUUGACCCCUUUUGCUUUAUGUGUCUUGUUUACUUCA
Lactuca sativa (garden lettuce) is the source of this 1777-nucleotide messenger RNA. Its product is annotated as protein SUPPRESSOR OF GENE SILENCING 3. Gene Ontology annotation, biological process: defense response to virus; regulatory ncRNA-mediated gene silencing. The record is from RefSeq and is a predicted model, not a curated record. Lineage: Eukaryota; Viridiplantae; Streptophyta; Magnoliopsida; Asterales; Asteraceae.